This is a messenger RNA of Archocentrus centrarchus (flier cichlid), 4976 nucleotides long. Its product is annotated as sodium/potassium/calcium exchanger 2-like. NCBI's taxonomy places the organism in Eukaryota, Metazoa, Chordata, Actinopteri, Cichliformes, Cichlidae. Gene Ontology annotation, molecular function: calcium channel activity; calcium, potassium:sodium antiporter activity. Gene Ontology annotation, biological process: calcium ion transmembrane transport; intracellular calcium ion homeostasis; long-term synaptic potentiation. The record is from RefSeq and is a predicted model, not a curated record. The transcript is spliced from 10 exons. Bases 406 to 2283 code for a protein of 625 amino acids. Gene Ontology annotation, cellular component: plasma membrane.
GGACCUGCUGUCCUGAACCUCUCUGUGCUUAGAGAGGAAAAUCUCACUGAUGAUUUACUGCUGGGACCUUCACUGAGCAUCUGGGACCAUUUUGUUUUAGAAGUCAAUUUACAGGAAUAUUCACUCAGAGAUUCAGGAUCUGACAAGCUGUUGGCUGUUGUUCUUCUCGCCGCUGAACUGGAGCUAUCCAAGAGUGUGAGUAAUAUGGGGGAGCCAUUAAAUGGGAAAGAUCCUGGUAUUAGACUGAAGGGCUUCCAUUGUGUUUAGACCUGGCAACAGCAUGCAAACCAAUCGGUGAACCGCCACGGCCUGUCAAACCCCCACCCUUACAGCCAACAGCACCACCAACCCAGCUUUUGGGGGGGAUUCCAGACACUUCCAGUCUGUCAACCUGUGCCAGAAACAAUGGAUUUCAUGCUACCUAUAAGAAAUCAAGACCUGAUAGCAUACUCCAGCUCACCACCUCUUCGGGGCCCUCAGAAAAUGAGUGUCAGGCACCUGUACCAUGGUGUCAAGAGAAAGCUGCGGCCUGGACGGAUUUUGGGCUUUAUCGUCAGCCUGGUGGCUGUCUGCAUAGCCUGUUCAUGGAGUGCCUUGAUGCUGGCCAAAACAGUGACCACUCAGGUGGAUUCAGCUGCUGAGGGCUCAGCAGAGGCAACAGUGCCCCAAAGAACACUUCUGCAGCACCACAACCUCUCAGCGGCACCAGAGGACACAGCGGUGGCCAUGAAGUCAUCCAGUUUAGAAAUGAAUCAUGGGGACUACCCAACGGACUACUUCAGUGUGGAGGACAGGCGCCAGGGCUAUGUAGUGCUUCAUAUGUUUGGCAUGUUGUACAUGUUCAUAGCUUUAGCCAUUGUCUGUGAUGAGUUCUUUGUCCCUGCGCUCACUGUCAUCACGGAGAAGCUGGAGAUCUCUGAUGAUGUAGCAGGAGCCACCUUCAUGGCUGCAGGUGGAUCAGCCCCAGAACUCUUCACAUCUGUCAUAGGAGUCUUUGUCUCCCACAGCAAUGUGGGUAUUGGUACCAUUGUGGGAUCAGCCGUCUUCAACAUCCUAUUUGUAAUUGGGAUGUGUGCCCUGUUCUCCAAAGAGGUGUUGCACCUCACCUGGUGGCCUCUGUUCAGAGAUGUCUCAUUUUAUAUCAUUGGCUUGCUCAUGCUCAUCUAUUUCUUUUUGGAUAAUCAAAUCGUAUUGGAGGAAAGCCUUGGUCUGCUGCUGUUCUACACCUGCUAUGUAACUUUCAUGAAGUUCAAUGCCAAAGUUGAAUUAGUCAUCAAGAGCCUGCUGGGCAGCAACCAGGUGGAUGAGCUGGAGAAUGCACAAAAGGUAAAUGCACCAAGUGAUGAUGAGAACAAGCUUAUGGCUAAACCCAGGCUGCAGAGGGAAGGCAGCUGUGCUUCUCUACACAACUCACUGAUGAGAAACAGCAUCUUCCAGCUCAUGAUACACACGCUGGAUCCCCUCAGUAAUGAAGGACGUUUCAAAGAGAAGGCUUCAAUCCUUCAUAAAAUGGCCAAGAAGAAGUGCAGAGAAGAUGGGCCCACUGCCAAUGGAAUAGCUAAUAAGAAAAUCCCAAACAGUACAAAUGUUGCAGUGGAGGUUACGCCACCAAUGAAUGGAGCUGCAGGAGGACAAGAGGGUGGUGAGGAAGAAGAAGAUGAAGACCAACCUCUGAGCCUGGCGUGGCCUGAGACCCCCAGGAAACAGAUCACAUACCUCGUUAUCCUGCCCAUCAUCCUUCCUCUCUGGCUCACGCUGCCUGAUGUCAGGAGAGAGACCUCAGAACGGUUCUUUCCCAUCACUUUCCUUGGCUCCAUCUGUUGGAUUGCUUUCUUCUCCUACCUGAUGGUGUGGUGGGCUCAUCAGGUUGGAGAGACUUUCUGGAUCACAGAAGAAAUCAUGGGUUUGACAAUAUUAGCAGCCGGCACUUCAAUUCCUGACUUGAUAACCAGUGUGAUUGUAGCACGAAAAGGCCUCGGAGACAUGGCUGUGUCAAGCUCAGUGGGCUCCAACAUCUUUGAUAUCACAGUGGGUCUACCAUUCCCCUGGCUCAUGUUCAACAUUAUCAAUGACUUCAAGCCAGUAGAGGUGAGCAGCAACGGCCUGUUCUGCGCCAUCGUCCUUCUCUUCCUCAUGCUCCUCUUCGUCACCAUGUCCAUUGCGGCUUGCAAGUGGAAAAUGAGCAAAGUUCUGGGUUUUCUUAUGUUCCUGCUCUACUUUGUUUUCCUGGUCGUUAGUGUCAUGCUGGAGGACAAAGUUAUCGUCUGCCCUGUAACAGUCUGAGGGAGGGACUCCAAUUCCCUGUCAAAAAGCAGAAAUUAAGCAUAAUUGUGCUCAUGUUGACCAUUACAUAAAACAAGCAGAUACAAACUGUCUCUUAAUAUGGACACAGUAGAGGACUGCAUAGCUACUGUACACACACACGCACACACACACACACACACACACACACACACACACACACACACACACACACACACACACACACACACACACACACACACACACACAUUGACAGUUAGGCAGAAGCCAUGACACAAAUCAACCUUGCAGAUUCAGGCUGGUGCAUUACAGCCAUUUAACCAUGGCAUACAGGCCUGUGCUUCUUUUAUGGACUUCAUGCCAUUCAAUAAGAAGAAUUCUAUUUCUACCAUGUGACUGCCAGCAGUUUCCACUGUUGGUUGAAACAUGCUGAAAGCAAGCUAUGGUGUGUGAAAGCAAUGCCAGAUGGAAAUGUCAACUGAAGAUCAUAAGAAAAUUACGCAUACAAGCAGACGUUCAGCAUCCAUUACUCCACGUACUUUGCUACAUCAGAGAAAUGUUCAGUGUUUUUUUUAAAUAUAUUUUGACAUUUGGGGUCAUAUUUGGCAGAAUUGUCACCCAUCCACUGAUAUAAUAGGAUAUAUCAAAUGCGAAAUAGUUACUGUACAUGGAUAAAACUGGUUUGUCAGUACUGCCUACAUACGUACAUCCAAACUAUCUAUAAUGAGCUUGUGAACAAGACUUCAUCUGUUCUGGCUGCCUUUAUACGGAUCACUUUAGCGAAGGGUUGUUUCUGUAUCCCAAAGAUGCAGUUUGGACAACAAAUUGUGGACUAAAGAUUAACAGCGUCUGCUUUAUUUUACUUGUUAAACUUUAAAUCUAUUUUUUCAAAUUACAUGUUACUGAAAAGGAGUGUUCAAUAUCAACAAUAUCACUGAUUUCCAUCUGUAUUAUUUUUGGUGUAACAACAACUUGCGUACUGUAAACGAUAACACAGACUCUGUGUUAUUUCUGUUAGACUUACAGGUUGUAAGCCAUUGUUCAGUUAGUGACAUAACACUGAGUGAAAAGCAUGAAUUUUACAUCCCUAGUAGUAGUAAACUGACAAUACAGUACAAUAUGUUUCCAUUCAAAUGUUAUGUAAAUGUUAGAAAACUGAAAAAAAAAAAAAUUCUUAUGCACUGAAUGGAAAUGUUUUAAGGACGGUGUAAUAUUAAAUAAUUAAAGGAAAGUACAAUAAAGAAGUGUUUAACUUAAGAAAAGCUUUAACUUCUCAUUUUCUCUCUGAUGUGAAAUUUUUAUUUCAUGAGGUUUCAGUCUAGCAUUGUUGUUUUAUGAGCAAAAUCCAACUGCUGAGACAGAUAAAGAGACAUGGGGCCUUGUUGAAACUGCAGCUUAGUAUUGGUAGUGUUCACCUUGAGCAUCAUCCACCACCUAUUGCUACCAAACCACCUGCCCUCAUGUACAACAUAUCAGACACCUCAAAUGGCUUAAAGCAUCUGAUAACUCACCCCCAAAGACUCAAAAUGCUCAGAAAAGUAUUUUAGAACUUUCCCUCUUUAAGUAGAGAAACAUAUCAAUGUCCACAUUGAUUUUUUUUUCUCAUGCUGCCUGCUUCCUCUGUAAAAUAUAUGAAGCAGAGCUUAAUCUAAGCAAUAAUUUACCAUUCCUGAAGAAAUGCUAAAUUAUUGAGAUAAUUUAUCUAAAUUUCAGAAGCUGGAUCACACCCAAACACUCCCCAUCCAAUCAUACAUCUAUAAAUGCCUAUUUGCACCACAAAUCUAUUUGUUCCAAUUUCCGUGCUCCACCAUCUACUACCAUUUUUCUCUGGUUGUCAGUCACUAUCAAAGGUAUCUGGGGGAUCUGCCAGGCCCAGAAGCCUGUUGCUUCAUUAGCAAUAAAUGUUUGUCAUUUGGGGUAAUUUGUCAUUUGCUAGUGAAAUGCACUGUGGAAAUAUUAACAACAUCCCUUUGCUGUUUAUUUCUAGAAGUACAGAAGUUAGGAAUUAAACAAAAAAAGCUGAAACAAUAUACUGUAGCAGAUCACUAAAAGCAACAGUUGGCAACCUGUUAAAAUAAUAAUUAGAUUUUUAUAUUCUGUAUGUUAAUAUUGGAAGGAAGAUCCAAUCAUGAAAAAGUUCAGUUUUACUCAGGCACACAUAUAUACAAAUACUCAAGUAUUUCUGAUGCUCUUUGUUUCAUUUUACUUUAUCAAUAAAUUUAUUUAUUUUUUCCAAUAAGUGUAAAAUUUAUUUCCAUAAAAUCAACUUCAACUAUUCCCAACAUUAAAAUUUGUGUUUAUUGUGUAUUUAUAUGUAUAUUUUUUUGUAAUUGUAAAUUGAGACUAAUGUGAUUAUAAGCUGCUGUGUGUAGUCAAAGUCAGCACAUACAGCAGCUUAUAAAACUCAGCACAAUUUUCUCAGACUCCAGGUCAGAUUUAGCCAGUCUAUGCAGUAUCACUACUACAUUUUUCUUGCUUUGAUGGAUCAUAAGAAUGUGAGGAAUGUAUGUAUGAAUGGGUGCAUUUAGAAGAAUUCAUCUUGACCAUUUUCAAUACUAUGAAACAUUAUGAAAUGAUUUUGUAUUUCUCUUGUCUGUAUGGAAUCAUAUAUAAAUGAUAUGUUCUACUUGAAACAUGUAUGAUACUGUAAAAACAUAUAUAAUUUAUCUCUGUAUAAAAUGUUAUAACAUCAAAUAAAUGAAAAAAAAUUCAAA